Rhopilema esculentum is the source of this 3209-nucleotide messenger RNA. RefSeq names its product tyrosine-protein kinase STK. Lineage: Eukaryota; Metazoa; Cnidaria; Scyphozoa; Rhizostomeae; Rhizostomatidae. The record is from RefSeq and is a predicted model, not a curated record. Gene Ontology annotation, molecular function: ATP binding; protein binding; protein tyrosine kinase activity. Gene Ontology annotation, biological process: protein phosphorylation.
UUAUAAUUCCGUUUCCUCGUUUCAAAAUAGCAAGGAGCGAUGUGAUGUAGGGAGAAACUUAUUUAUUAUCAUUUAUACGAAUUUAUAGUGGUCAGUGAGGCAAAAUGGGUGCUUGCUGUGGCAAAACGAAAGAUCCACAUCCAAAAGGAAAGAAUGAACCGGCGAGUACACCAAGCGCGAAUACUACAAAUAACAUUCAAAUGAAUACUCCUUUUAAUCAUGGGCCACCUCCCUCGGUUCAACCAACCAGUCCGUUUGUAAAUAUGAACAGUUCAGCUACGAUGCAAAAAGGAACAUCGGUUUAUAUUGGCUUAUACGACUAUGAUGCCAGGAUAACUGAAGACCUCAGCUUCAAGAAAGGUGAACGCCUCGAAAUUAUCAACACAGCCGACGGAGAUUGGUGGUACGCACGAUCACUGUCGACAGGCAAAGAAGGCUACAUUCCAAGCACAUAUGUCGCUCCAGAAAAAAGUUAUGAAGCGGAAGAUUGGUUUUUUGGAAGCAUUAAAAGAGCUGAUGCAGAGAAAAGGUUGUUGAUGCAUGGACUGCCCACUGGCACCUUCUUAAUCAGAAAAGCAGAAACUGCCCCUCAGGGUAACUUCUCACUCAGUGUCAGAGAUGGCGAGACAGUGCGCCAUUACAGAAUUAGGAAGAUGGAUAAUGGUGGAUAUUUCAUAGCAGCAAGAGCAACAUUCCACAGUCUUAAUGAUCUUGUUGCUCACUACAUGAGAGAUUCUGAUGGCCUUGUUUGCCAGUUAUCCUUGGCAUGUCCAGGUGAUAGACCACAGACUGGGGGUCUGGCAAAGGAUGCUUGGGAAAUUCCAAGGGAAUCUUUGAAACUCACAAGAAAGCUGGGAGCAGGUCAGUUUGGAGAAGUAUGGGCUGGAAUAUGGAAUAACACAACGCAAGUUGCAGUGAAAACAUUGAAGGUUGGUACCAUGUCACCAGCUGCUUUCUUAGAGGAAGCUCAGAUGAUGAAGAAACUAAGAGACAAACAUCUGGUUCAGCUCUAUGCUAUUUGUUCAGAUCGGGAGCCAAUCUACAUUGUCACCGAGUUCAUGUGCCAUGGCAGUUUGCUUGAUUUUCUGACUAAGGGUGAAGGACAAACUCUGAAAUUCCCAAAUAUUAUAGACUGUGCAGCACAAAUUGCUUCUGGUAUGUUUUAUUUGGAGAAGCAGGGAUAUAUUCACAGAGAUUUGGCUGCAAGAAACAUCUUGGUUGGAGAAAAUUACAUUUGUAAAGUGGCAGAUUUUGGUUUAGCAAGACUGAUUGAAGAUGAUGAGUACAAUGCAAGGGAAGGUGCCCGGUUUCCCAUCAAAUGGACAGCACCUGAAGCAGCUUUGUACAAUAAAUUUACGAUUAAGUCGGAUGUAUGGUCCUUUGGCAUUCUUCUUGCAGAAAUGGUUACCAAAGGAAGGGUGCCAUAUCCUGGUAUGGCAAAUGCUGAAGUCCUUGCCCAGGUUGAGCGUGGCUAUAGAAUGCCAAUUCCACCUGGCUGCCCUCCACCACUUUAUGAUAUUAUGUUAAAAUGCUGGAACAAAGUUGCAGAAGAGAGGCCAACCUUUGACUUUCUCCAAGCAACAUUAGAGGAUUAUUUUGUUGCUACAGAACCUGGUUACAAAGAUGCACAGUAACUUUUCUAUGUAGGAAGCUGCUCAUUUCAUGUGGUACCAGUUGGUACAUGAUAUGAAGCCAAGCAACAGAGUCACUCAGUAGCUUAUUCAGUUUGUAUUAAAUUUUUAUUGAUCAGUUCAAAAGCUGGUCUUUGUCUUGAUGACGAUACUUAUUGAUGCCAACCCAAAAUUUGUAAUCAUGAAAGAUGCAAAAAUCAAGCUAGAUAUCAACUAAAGAUGUUCAAAGAAACUUCCAUAACCAAAUAUAAAGCACCUUUGUUUGCAGUUGUAAAUCUGUGACUUUUCAUUGUAUUCUAGUUAAGUACAUUGUAUGUAUAACAGCAGACAGUGUUGGUUUUAUAAGUCACAGCAUACAUGAACUAAAAGUUGCACAGUUGGCAAGUUUAAAAUAGCCAUUUGUACUAGAUAAAAGUACACUUCUUGUUUGAUAUGUUUUAUAGCUUGCAGCAUGUACCUGUGGAUUUUACGAUGUGUAUGAAACUGUCAAAAUGACCAAAGAUUGCAGGGAUAAAUGAGUACUGUUUAAGGUAUUUUGAAAAUGUCUACAGGUUUUAGAAAAUUGCUUUUCAAUUGAAUAAUUGCCAUAUUGUUAAGAGUGGCUGGUCAAGCAUGUACCAGAUUUCUGUGUCAUGAGAUUAAAUUUUUUGGUUUUUGACAAACCUUUGUUUUUGCAGCUCUUGAGAAGGAAGUUAGAUAGAAAAUGCUCCGAACUUUUUACUAGUAUUUUAGCUAAAUUAGAUAUGAUUCCAGUCAAUUUUCCUGAUAGCAAAUCAUGUUUAUUUUUGUAUUUUAAAUUACCAUUGGCUUUAAAACUAUGAGAUAUACAGAACCAGUGUGCCAAUAUUUUUCUGGUAAAAUAAUGGCGCUUUUUUAGGGCAAAUUUAAGUUAAGUUCUUUUCAAGCAAUCAUAAUGAUUAUCCAGUUGCUUCAUAGCAGCCUGAGACUAGAAUGAUACUUGUCAUUUUUAACCAAUCAAGCUUGCUUAAUGUUUUCUUUCUUAACCCUAAAAGAUGAAAUUUCAACCCUAUUGUUAAGACAAACACAUUUUUUGGGUGUUGGCUCAAUCUAUUCCAAGCAUGUAUCCACCUUUUGAAUAAGCCUUUUUAGAUAGCUUAUUUUCAAAAUAGCCAGAAAUAAAGGUUGGUGUAUGGUAAAACUGAGUGAGAAUGAGUCAAAAAUACUUACUUUUUUGCUAAAAUAAAAACCUUGAAGAAAAAACGAUUAAUAAAAUUUCCUAAGGUAUCAUCUUCUUAGAUAUUUAGAUGUUAUAAGAUGUUUUGUAGUUUUGUAAUGACAUGCAGAUUUGAAGAUGUGUAACUUACAUUUUGCCCAUACUAAGCAACUAUAAUCUCUCUCUGAAAAGACUCCCAUUUGAAGUUUACCACAAUGACCAUGUAUUAAUUUAUUUUUAACUUUUUAAGUGAUUAUGUUGCUAAUUAUUAGUCACAUUCAGUGUAUACUAAUGACUAGAUUCUAUUUGUAACUGUAGUAUUUUAUUAAUAUGUCAGUUAAAAGUUAUAGUUGUAAGCUUUCAUAAUUUUAAUGAUAUUGUCAAUUACAUAGUAUUUUAUUUUU